Messenger RNA from Erpetoichthys calabaricus (reedfish), 8218 nucleotides. Its product is annotated as histone-lysine N-methyltransferase PRDM9-like. The coding region runs from base 338 to 1306 and encodes 322 amino acids. Lineage: Eukaryota; Metazoa; Chordata; Cladistia; Polypteriformes; Polypteridae. Gene Ontology annotation, cellular component: nucleus. The record is from RefSeq and is a predicted model, not a curated record. Gene Ontology annotation, molecular function: protein binding. The transcript is spliced from 6 exons.
UUGUGAGUUUUUUUUGAAUAUUUUGUGGCCUAAACGAAACACAUAAACAAGAAAAAUACGGUUAACAAUUGGAGAGAGGGUAACGGAGAGGAAGGAACGUAGAGAAAAAGGAGGGGUGUCGAUUAGAACCCGAUAUCGACAGCCGAUAUCGAUAUCGGGUUCUGAAAACAAGGACGCUGGCUAGCGGAGAAAUUACUGGGGAGCAGAGGCGUCAACAAAACCAGUCUCCAUUAUAUAAAGACAACUGAACAACCAUGGUAAUCUGAAGCAAUACGCGAUUUCUGGCGAUAUUCAUCAGAGGAAGAAGAGAAGGUCUCUCCUCAUCUUUACGAAGACAAUGCAAGUUUCAGAAGAGGUCUGUUCACCGCUAGAGGAUGAAUUGCUAUUCUGUGAAGAAUGUAGGUUAUAUUUCCGUGAGGCCUGCCCACACCAUGGUGCUCCAACAUUUGUUAGUGAUACCCCAGUCCCAGAAAAUGUGCCUUCACGAGCUGUACUGUCUCUGCCAGAAGGACUGGUGCUGCAGGAGAGAGGCUCUGGAGCAACAUCAGCAGGAGGCAGUAUUGGAGUAUGGAGUUCAUUGCCAACCCUUCCACCUGGCUGGAUAUUUGGACCAUAUGAAGGGGAAAUACUUCUAGAUAAACAAGAUUGCACUUUAUAUUCCUGGGCGAUCAAGGAAAACAGUUCUUAUUUUUACAUUGAUGCAACAGAUGAGUCAAAAUCAAAUUGGAUGAGGUAUGUGGCAUGUGCUUCAAAUGAAGAAGAGCAUAACCUUACUGUUUUUCAGUAUCGUGGGCGAAUUUAUUAUCGGGUAUGCCAGCCCAUUGGAGCAGGGACUGAGCUUCUGGUGUGGAUUGGAGAAGAAUAUGCUCGCACACUGGGCCUUAAAUUAGGAGAACACUUCAAAUAUGAGUUUGGAGAAAAAGAACUGCUGAUGAAGCUUUUCCAAGACUUGCAAGUGAAACCACCUCUUCCAAGCACUACUGGCACUAGUAAUUCUAGCACUGGCAGUAACCAUCAUGAACACUAUAGUGAAAUUGUUUCCUCUAUCAUACAGGCACAGAAGGCUAGCUACCAGUCAGUCCAUCCUUCAUCGUCAGCAGGAUCUAAUGCAGGCACAGGAACAACUGGAGGAACGACCAGUGGAACUGGAUUCAAUUUUUUAGAUGGCACACAGAAUCUAGUAAGUUUAGGACGUGCUCAGAGCCGUUAUUGGACAUUUUUUUGGUUUCCAAGGGGAUGCAUAUGGAAGGAUUUUGGACAAAACAAAAAUCAUCUGCAAAUUGUGUGGCGUGAGAUUAUCUUAUAGUGGUAACACUACCAAUUUACGCCAGCAUCUGAUUUAUAAACAUCGUCCAGAAUACAAUGAGCUAGUUGGCUCUCAGUCAGCUUUGCCAUCAUCUUCUAAAUGUUCAGAAACCUCGGCUUCUCCUUCAUCUGCUGGUGGUACUGGAGGAGGAUCGUCUCGUAGUGAAUAUGCAUCAAGUGUUAGCGGCUCAGCCAGAGCAGUACAAAGUAGCAGUAACACCACAGUGCCAAUUGUGCGGGCAACUCAAGCCAUUGCUGACUUUUUGGUGAAAGACCUUCUUCCAUUAGAAACAGUGGGAUGGGGAGGGUUUUUUUGCAAAUGAUGGCAAUACUAGAGCCAUCAUAUAAAGUCCCGGCAUCAUCCUUUCUAGCCAACAGUGUUUUAAAAGAGGCCUACAUGCAGUACCGUAUAAAGUCUGCUGAUCUGAUAAAGGGGCCUGUGUCAGGAGGUACACCUAGGAGCUGUGCCAUCAGUAUUGACUUAUGGACACAUGGCACUCAGGAUGCCAGUUCCUCUCGACGCCAGUAUGUAACUCUGCUUGCUCACUUUGUGGAUGAUGCCUUUGACUACCAUAACUUGGUACUGACUAGUCGGCCAGUAUUAGGAAACCUGAGUGCUGAUCUCUUGCAAGAUAUUGCUGGAGAGUGGGGGAUUGAGACUCCCAGUUAUGCAGUUAUUGGUGAAGGGUAUUUGCCACUGCCACAGUGUAGGCCUGUGCACUGGUAGAGAUAGUUGCACUUUUGUAGAUUCAGCUAUCACAGCUUUAAAUUUAGCUGGUUGGAAAUCUAUUCCAUGUGCUGGGGCAGCUCUUCAGCGCUGCAUGGAAACUGUCCUGAGGCGACAAGAUAUUUUGAGGACUCUGGAAAGAAGUCGAGAGCUUGCUGAAAGGUUACUGUCAUCCUCAGAAGAAACCCAGCAACAGUUUUUUCGUGGAAGAGAUCCUUUUCUUCGAACACAGCUGAAGAUGCUAUCUCGUGAAGGAGCACAUUGGUAUGAUAUUUAUGGGCUGGCCCAGUGCUUAACUGAUCAUCGUCUUUUACUGAGCAGCUUGCGAGGAAUUGGUGGGCAAAGCUCUCCUUUGGAAAGCCAGGACUGGAUGGUGCUGAAAGAGCUGGGGGAUGUAGUAAAGCCAUUAGCAGUGGCAACUAGCACUUUGUCCAAGGACAGAUUCUCUAGCCUUUCCCUGGUAAAACCUGUCUUAACAAGCUUGAUAUAUAAGCAUUUGGCCCCAUCUGAUGCAGAUUCAGACUUCACAAGAGAAGUCAAAAAAUCUCUAAGGGAUGAUUUGACCCAAAUUUAUGCUGAUCCAGAAGUCAAUCAGACUUUGAACUUGGCCUGUGCUUUGGAUCCCCGUUUUAGAGGUUUAGAUUUUCUCAGUCAAGUUGAUAGAGUUGAAACAUUUCAUUUAUUGAAACGGGAAGCUUCAGAAUUGGCCAAAUCACCUAGAAGGUCUUUAGGAAGCUUGUCUGUUCAAAAUGGAAAAAAGGAAAUAUUUAAUGGUACUGAUGCACCAGAACUUGGAGGACAUGCACCUUCUGCAAAGAAGGCAAAGCACACAUCUGGAAUCGAGUUUCUCCUUGGCGACCUUUGCAGUGUUCGUAGCAGCUCUGUAGGUUCUGCUUGUCAGCAAGCAGAGCAAGAAAUAGGCAGUUUUCAGACUAGUGAAGCCUCCUCUUUAUGCCAGGAGCCACUGAACUGGUGGAAAGUGCAUCAUGCACAAUACCCCCUGCUGGCCAGGGCAGCUCGGAAGCUACUGGCAGUGCCCGCAACAGUGGUGCCUGGUCCCUGGUUGUUCACAGAGGCUGGCGCUGCCAUAUAUAGAAAACGUGCCGCCCUUUCUGCUGAGCACGUGGACAUGAUGGUUUUUUUUGCAUGGAAAUUAUGCUGGUGGUGUUGGUUCUAGUGACUGCAGCAGUAAUAGUGGCAAUAGUGCCAUUUGACUUGUUAAGAAAUCUUUAUUUAUACAUUAAUGUUCUUAAUAAGUUAUAUUGACUGAUAUCUUUUCAAAUCUUAGUGUAGAUUGAGCAAUUUAACUGCUCUUAUUUUUACAACAGAGUACUUAAUGAAAGGUUUAAUCAUGCCUUUUUAAGCUUUGUUAUCCAGCAUACUUCAUAUUAGCCUUUGUGUACUCACAGUACAUGGGUUUAGAAAUAUUCUAAAAUACAGUGUUCUUUUCAGUAUGAUAAUAAUAACAGAAUGAUUUUACUGCUAUUGCAUUGGAAACACAUACACUAACAGAUGCAUAGGCCUGCCCUGCCCUUUUUGAUGAUGCUCUAAAAUAAUUUUUCUACAUAGAUGUUUUUGGUUCAAGUCUCUUACUUAAAUAAGAAAACAUUUGAUGUUCCAUUUGUACUUGCUGUCAUAAGCUUACAUGUCUUCAUUUUAAGGAGUCUAUAGCUACAUUAAGGCAGGAUAAGUAUACACAACAGAACUGAAAUAUUACAUCAAACCUGAGGUCAAUUAACAUAUAUCUCUUUUUAGGUUUGAAUCACUGUGUCGUACUGAAUUACUUAGAUCCUGCAUCUUUACCUUGGGUAGUUGGAGUUUCUUAUUGUAUAUGUAUGUUUUGUAGCAGCUCAGCCAUAAUCUGGCCCUUCCUCGAGGACUGAAAAAGCCAGAUCAGUAUCUUCCUCAGUAGCAAGGAGAUAAAUAAGGAAUCUGCAGCACACAAUGGUUGUCUAAAUGUGUGAUAGGAAGACUGCAUUUGAAUGAGUGUUCAAUUCUCCCAUGACUUUGCACAUUGUUUGCAUGUGCACCUGAAAAGCAGCAUAAAUAGGUCUGGAUUGUUCUCAGAAUUGGAAGGUUAAACAAUAAUAGAGAAGCUUUGAAAAUUACAAUAAUAUAUUACAAAAGAUAUUAAAUCCUAACAUGUAAACAGAAUGAAAUGUUUAUUUCUUUUAAUCCUUAUAUAAUUUAGUGCAAUCUGUCAGCUUUGUUCCUUCUUGAUCAUGUAACAAUCAUAUGCUAAAAGAAACAAUCAUGAUGUAAUUUACUUCUAUCUCUCUCUCUAUAUAAAAUCCAGUGUCUUCCUGUCUGUAUGUCUGUCCGCUUUUCACGAGAGAACUACUUAACAAAUUUAGAUCAGGAUUCUUUCUAGAAUUUGCUUGAACAUUCCGGUUGAUUUUGCCUUGUUCACAUCCUUUUGCUGAAUGUGGAAAAAAGAAAAAUCCAAAAUCUUAAAAAGUUUGUUAAAUUGUCACUUGUAGCAUUUUACUAUUAUAGUUCAUAUAAUUGGCAUGUAGAUUAUUUACAAUUCAUUGUUCUGACGGAAAGUACAAUACACAUUUUUUGUAUUCUUUCUGUAAUUAAAAUAACAACGUAAUUUACACCCAUCAUAGUCCUAUCUGGUUGCUGAUUUAGACAAUCCUUUAGUUUUCCUAUUUGAAUGUUGUGUUGAUUGUAAGCCAGCUGUAUGAAGCACUUAAUUAACUCCUUAGUGUAAUGCCCAAGUUUCAACAGGAUACCCAUACUUAUAUGUGGCUAUUCCUUGCAUAUGUGAGACUUCUUAAUCAGGAUUGUCUAGUAUAUAGCAUCACCACCUCAACCAUAUAGACCUAUUCCCUUACCUGGGUGUGUGCAAACUCGGUGAUAUGUUCAUAUGCAUUUUGUAUAUAACAGUGCAAACUUCUGGAUUUUUUACAUAUUUGGAACAAAUGUGUAACAUUAUGCAAGAUGUCCCGUGUUUUCUAUUGAUGACACUGUUUUUCAGUACACAUUUCAAAUAUGAAAGCAGAAAGUCUGUCUUUGUUUUGCAGACCUUUACAUCUUCCAAUGUAAUUUUUUAAUCAUCCUUGGUUUUGUUUCUUCUUCCUUUCACAUUUUCAUUCUUCUUCUUUCAGCUGCUCCCAUUAGGAGUUGCCAUAGCAGAUCAUCUUUUUCCAUCUCUUCCUGUCCUCUGCAUCUUGCUCUGUUACACCCACCACCUUCAUGUCAUCUCUAUACCCAUCCAUAAACCUUCUCUUUGGCCUUCCUCUUUUUCUCUUGCCUGACAGCUCUAUCCUUAGAAUCCUAUUCCCAAUAUACCCAGCAUCUCUCCUCUGCACAUGUACAAACCUAGCGCAAUCUCGCCUCUCUGACUUUGACUGCAAACCGUCCAACCUGAGCUGACACUCUAAUGUGCUCAUUUCUAACCGUGACCAUCCUCGUCACACCCAAUGCAAAUCUUAACAUGUUUAACUCUGCCACCUCCAGCUCUGUCUCCUGUUUUUUGUUCAGUGCCACCGUCUCCAACCCGUAUAACAUAGCUGGUCUCACUACCAGCCUGUAGACUCUUGCUGAUACCCGUCUGUCACAAAUUACUCCUGACACUCUUCGUCACCCAUUCCACCCUGCUUGCACUCUCUUUUUCACCUGUCUUCCACAAUUCCCAUUACUCUGUACUGUUGGUCCCAAGUAUUUAAACUCAUCCACUUUCGCCAACUCUACUCCCUGCAUCCUCGCCAUUCCACUGACCUCCCUCUCAUUUACACACAUGUAUUCUCUCUUGUUCCUACUGACCUUAAUUCCUCUCCUCUUUGAGGCAUAUCUCCACCUGUCUAGGGUCUCCUCAACCUGCUCCCUACUCUCGCUACAGAUCACAGUGUCAUCAGAAAACAUCAUAGUCCACGGGGAGUCCUGUCAAAUCUCAUCUGUCAAACUGUCCACCACCAUUGCAAAUAAGAAAGGGGCUCAGAGCCAAUCCCUGAUGUAAUCCCACCUCCAUGUUGAAUGCAUCCAUCAGUCCUACCACUCCUCACCACAUUCACAUUUCCCUUGUACAUAUCCUGUACAACUCUUGCAUACUUCUCUGCCACUCCCGACUUCCUCAUACAAUACCACAGCUCCUCUCGAGGCACCCCUGUCAUAUGCUUUCUCAAGGUCCACAAAGAGACACAAUGAAACUCCUGGCCUUCUCUAUACAUCUCCAUCAACACCGUCAUAGCAAACAUCGCAUCUGUGGUGCUCUUUCCUAGCAUGAAACCAUACGGCUGCUCACUAAUCAUCUCCUCCCUUCUUAACCUAGCUUCCAGUACUCUUUCCCAUAACUUCAUGCUGUGGCUCAUCAAUUUUAUCUCCCUGUAGUUACUACAGACCUGCACACUCCCCCUAAUUCUUAAAAAUCGGUAGCUGUACACUUCUUCUCCACUCUUCAGGCAUCCUCUCACUUUCCAAUACUCCUUUAAACAAUCUGGUUAAAAUCUCCACUGCCAUCUCUCCUAAACACUUCCAUGCUUCAUCUGGACCGACGGCCUUUCCAUUCUUCAUCAUCUUUAUAGUUGUCUUUUCUUCCACCUUGCUAUUCCGUUGCAUUUCCUGAUUCACUAUUGCCACAUCAUCCAACCUUCUCUCUCAUUCUCUUCAUUCAUCAGGCUCUCAAAGAUCUCCAUCUGCUUCCAUCAAUUUCCAUCUGCUCAACACACUCUCCUUGCUUGUAUGUUUCCGUCUUUAUCCUUUUUCACCCUAACCUGCUGCACAUCUUUCUCAGCUUGGUCCCUCUGUCUAGCCAAUAUUCACAGGUCCUUUUCUCCCGCUUUAUUGUCCAACCUCUCUUACAACUCAUCAUACACAUUUGUGUUAGCCUUCACCACCUCUGUCUUCACCUUACACCUUUUUUCUUUGUACUGUUGUCUACUUUCUGCAUCUCUCUGACUAUCCCACUUCUUCUUCCUCAACCUCUUUCUCUGUUUACUCUCCUGUACUUCCCCAUUCCACCACCAGGUUUCCUUUUUCCUCUGUCCAGAUGGCACUCCAAGCACCUUUCUUGCUGUCACCCUUACUGCUUCUGCUGUAGUUGCCCACCUGUCUGGCAACUCUUCACUACCACCUAGUGCCUGUCUUACCUCCUCCCUGAACUCAGCCUUGCAGUGUUCCUUUUUCAACUUCCACUGUCUGAUACUUGGCUCUGCCCUUACUGUCUUCCUCUUCUUGAUCUCCAAUGUCAUCCUACAGACCACCAUCAUAUGCUGCCUAACUACACUUUCCCCUGCCACCACUUUGCAGUUUUCAAUUUCCUUGUGGAACAUAUACACUAACAACAUUCAUCAUCACACCUUCAAUGUCCAGCUUCAAUCCGCUCCAAUCACCACUUUCUAUCCCUUGGGUACACUGUCCAUCACUUCAUCCAAUUCACUCCAGAAAUCUUUUUUCUCAUCCAUCACACAUCCAAGUUGUUGGGCAUAUGCACUAACAACAUUCAUCAUCACACUUUAAAUUUCAAGCUUCAUAAUCAUCACUCUGUCUGACACUCUUUUUACCUCUAAAAUACUCACUGUUCACAUACACAUACUGUUCCAUCAGAUUAACCCCUACCCAGUUUCUCCUCCCCUCCACACAAUGAUAUAGCAAUUUGAGUCCACCUCCGAUCCAUCUGGCCUUACUCCCCUUCCAUUUAGCAAUGUUUUUGGACUCUGUUGCCAUUUUUUUUCUUUAAUGCCAUUUUUACAAUUCUUUAGCAGGUAUUUAUUUAUUGUUUUUCUUCUUUUAGAUUGGGUACUUUCUGAAUAUCCUAACACUCCACCUGUCACACUCCAGUCUAGACUGCUCUCCCCACUAUUGAUUAGUUAUAUAUAUAUAUAUAUAUAUAUAUAUAUAUAUAUAUAUAUAUAUAUAUAAAUACAUUUGGAUACAUAUAUAAUAAGUUUUCAAGAAAUGUUCAAUUUAAAUUGAAACUGGCACACAAACCCACAAAAUAAUGCCUAGCAAAAACAUGAAUGAAAGGCCUGCAAUUGUCAGAUAAGCCUUCAGAGUGAAUAAUAAAGCUCUGUGGAAUGACUGAGUAAACUAGCUGAUGUCUGUUAUGGAACAUAUUUAUUGGAAAAAUCCAAACCUACACAUACAGAAUAAUCCAAAAUACUCCAAAUAUGAAAUUCUAUGUAAAGACAUGCUUUAUUUUAAUGCAGAUGAUUUUUCAAGAAUAAACCCAUUUGCAUAUCA